UGCAAUCCAGCGGCCUGGAACAUUUGUAAUCCGACAUUAGCCGUCUGCGGAUCGUGGCCCGAAGACGAGCAGCGACCAAUACCGAUACCGACACCGACAGACGCAUAGAAAAAAUAUCCCAAAAGCAAAAGCAGCAGCAACAGCAGCAGCAGCAUCGCAUCGAGCAGAAGAUUCACCCAUUCCAUUCCGUUCCAUUCUCCUCCUGAUUACUGGAUUCGCGAUUCGCGUUUUCUUCUUCUACGAGAGAGAGAGAGAGCAGAGCAGAGCAGAGCAGGGCAGUGCAGAGCGUGUUUUUGCCGAGAGAGCUGUCAAAGCGUCACAGUUACAGUUAGUUGACAUUAAUCCGCCAGAGAAGCGCAGAAGAGAUUAACGAGGGGGAGCCAAAUACGAGAAAUACACGAAAAAUACGUGAUUCGCGAGUGCAAAACAAAAAACAAACAAAAAACAAAAAAGAAAGAAAGAGAAAAUAAUAUUGAGAACCCACAAAGUGCCGAGUGAUUUUCCCCCCAGUGAUCCAUCCUCAUUUUCCCGAUCCUCAAAAUGGUUCGGAGUAGUGCCACCGCCUGGAGCUGCUCCCUGGCACUGGCACUGUCACUGACACUGGCCCUGGUGGCCCUCGUUGUGGCCACGUCCGCCUCCACCUCCGAUUAUCCCGGUGUCAUCGAGCUGGUGGGCUACAGCAAUCGCAGGGCGCGCGCCUACUUCCAGGAGGAGGAUCCCAAGCCCCAGGCCAAGCCCAAUCCGCCCUCGGCCAAGACUCGGGCGGACAUUGAGACGGUGAAGCGGAACAUUCGCAAGUACGACCGUCUGCUCGAGCUGGACACCAAGAACCUGCCCGAGCAGCAGAAGGAUAUGCUGGCCAGGAUCGUGGAGCGGGUGGCGCGACUCAAGGAGUCGCUGGACAUCGAGGAGCAGCAGUUCAGCCAGCAGCAGGAGGCCACCUCCUCCAGGACCAGCACCAGCAGCAGCAGCAGCACCUCCACGACCCAACGGCAGCAAACGGAAGCCGAAACGGAAACGGAGCAAGAACUGGCGCAGGAGCAGAGCACCCUGCCGCCCACUGGCUCCACGGAAACCGAAACAGACCCCACCCUGCUGCUCGAUGAGACGACGCUCCUGGAGCUGCAGCACACGAUGAACGAGCAGGCAGCGCUGCAGGCGGCCGUCACGCAGCAGACGACGCUCAUGAAGGAUCUGCCCACCACCACGGACUUCAGCCAGGAGGCAGGAGCCGGGACGAGCGACCACAACGAAGAGGAGGAGACGGGCGAGACGACCUCAGCGAAUCUCACGACGCAGCCAGAGAUCAGCCAGGAGACGGAGGAGCAGUCCCAGGAGGAGGAGGAGCAGGCGGCAGCAUCCACCACCAGCGACGAGGCCCUCACCGGUGCCACCGAUCCCGACGAUCAGUUCGUGGCCGCCCGCUCCAACAACAACAUUGCAGCCAUCACAGCGGCAGAUGCGGAUCCCAGCAGCAGCAGCACCACCACCACAGCCACGAGUGCGGGCAGCCAGCAGCGCACCCUCACGACGAUGGGGAAGCUGAAGCACCGCCAGGCCACCAAGCGACCCUUCGGCCACAAGGUCACGACGGCCCUGAAGCGCGGCGCCCAGCGGCCGAGCAGCAACAGCGCGGCGGCAGCCAAUGCGGCGGCUGCAUCCAAGCCGCCCAGCGGCAGCACCACCCAGAAGCAGAAGCUCUCCACCAACGCCAGCUACCAGCAGAAGCAGCAGACGAAGCCCCUGCAGAAGGUGACGCCUUCCCUUGGCACAUCAUCAUCCGCCUCCAUGCCGUCAUCAUCCUCUGCCCUGCCCUCGGCCACCACAAAUUCAGCUAAUUCCGGACUGCCCAUCGAGCAGCUGUACACACGCACCCCACAGGCCAACAUUCCUCCCCUGGCAGCAGCAGCAGCAGCAGCAGCAGCCUCAUCCUCUGCAGCAGCAGCAGCAGGAGCCCCAGGAGCAGCUGCCACCACUUACAGCAGCCAGCAGGAUAGCCUCGUCUACGAUGGCCAUGUGAAUGCCUCGGCGCUCAUCGACAGCCUCAGCACAAAUGCACGCGAGGAGUACUACCAGCAGAAGCUGGGAUCAGCGGCCAAUAACAAGGACAACAAGAAAACGGCGACAGCGAAACCAACGAAAUAUCAUUAUUAUCCGCACAAUCAACACAUCUAUCUGCUGCCCGAGUGCGCCAUCCAGCAGGUCUGCAACGCCGUCUACGUGCGACUCAACUACACCCAGCCCCUGUGUGCCUGUCCAUCAAGAUAUCGUGAUCCCUGCUCCGCCAGUCUGAAUGAAGAUGAUCAGCAUACCACAAAAUUGGUUGGUGAUAAUAAAAAGAAGGCCAUCACGCUGGCCAAGACCUGUGAGGCCACCACGGAGAUGCGAGAGUGCCGCUCGCCCAAGGACUGGUCCCUGCUGGCACUCCAAAACACACGGACUGGCAAGUCCCAUUACCUGGUCAUCUGUCGCUGUCCCGAUCACUUCAAAAUGGAGGGUCCCAUGGCCCAUGAUCAGCCCACAUAUGCGAGUGUGCCCGGCAUCCGAGUCUUUGGUAUGAUGUGCGUCAAGCCCGGCUACUCUGUCCGCAAGCCCAGCAGCCAGCCCCCGAAACGCUACCAGCUGCAGAAGCCCUUCUAUCGUCCCUCUGUGGGCGGUUCCAGCAGCUCCAUUGGCGGGCAGAAGGACAGCUACGGCAGACCCAUCUACGGGGGCAGCAGCAGCUCCUCCAGCAGCUCAUCCAAUCUCGGUGGAUCACCCAUCAGCUCCAACUAUCAGCCGCAGGACCAGCAGUCCUUCCAGAACGGAGGCCCCAGCAGCUCGUAUCAGUAUCUGAAUCGUCCCGAGAGCACCCACAGCAGCCACAGCUCCUCCUCGGCCAACUUCCGGCCCGAUCAGUUCUCCAUCAACAAUUUCCCGGGCAGCAACUACGGGCGGAACAACGAGCGACGCGGCGACAAGACGUCCAUUGAGGCAAUCGACCUUGACACCAUAACGACCGGCAUCGAGGAGUAUGAGAGCAGUACGCCGGCCAACGAGGAGGCAAGGACCACACUUCAGGCGCAGCAGCAGCAGGAAUCAGAGCCAGCGGCGGCGUCGCCCGUGACAACGCUCCCAGAGCCGGCUCUGGAAGGCAGCACUCGCAUCAGGCGCUCACUGGCGGAGACGAUGGACCACGAACUGGAGCCGGAGUUCCCCUGGGAUCGUGUCGUGGAGUUCCAGCAGAGCAUUGUCUGGGACUAGGAUGCACCACAGCCUAAUUCCUAGUAGAUACAAUUUCUUAUAGCACAGGGCACGCCUCUUUGCGUCAUUGUGCAACAAAACUACUGUGACUGAAGUGAGCGAGAGAGACAGAGAGGAUGAGAGAAGGGGAACGAAACGGAAUGGAACCAGAAGCGGAAACGGCAACGGCAAUGGAAGAAGAGAGACUACGUAACGUCACGUAACCCAACGUAACGUAACCGUAACCGUAAAUUAUUGGAUAAGCUUUUUUAUACAAACUUUUUAGGCAUUUCAAAUGGCAUUUCCCUCCCACUCCCGCUGCAGCAACUCCAGCUACCGCUCCACCCGCAUCCCCAUAUGCAUCUCCCUGAUGCUCCCCUGAUGAGCCCUUCUCUAAUUUAUAUAUUUAUUUAUAUUUAUACACAAAAGAACAAUUUACGAAUUAAUUAAACAAUUACAUGUGUCCGGGUCCGCCCGCGUCGCCCACUAAUUGUUUAAUUAAUUUGUUUUGCAUUUAAGCGUAAACAAGGCCUCAACUUUUUAUAAUAUUUAAAUAAUUAACGAAACGAGCUAGCGAAGAAACGAAGCGACAAGUGAGCAGAGAUAGUUAAGGUGCAACAACUUGAAACUAUUCGAAAAAUGGAAUCAUAACAAAAAAGCAAACAACAACAAAAAAAAAACAGAACAGAAGAAACUGAAGGAAAAACCGAAAUUAUGGAACACUAAAUUUAGUUGCUUAUUUAUGUCUAGAUCUAAGCUGCAUUUACUAGUAGUUAAAUAAACAAAAAACUAUUUUAAAAGUAACAU
This is a messenger RNA of Drosophila obscura, 4029 nucleotides long. RefSeq lists its product as uncharacterized. The coding region runs from base 541 to 3243 and encodes 900 amino acids. The transcript has 5 exons. Lineage: Eukaryota; Metazoa; Arthropoda; Insecta; Diptera; Drosophilidae. The record is from RefSeq and is a predicted model, not a curated record.